This is a messenger RNA of Desarmillaria tabescens, 672 nucleotides long. RefSeq lists its product as uncharacterized. Lineage: Eukaryota; Fungi; Basidiomycota; Agaricomycetes; Agaricales; Physalacriaceae. Bases 74 to 436 code for a protein of 120 amino acids. The transcript is spliced from 2 exons. The record is from RefSeq and is a predicted model, not a curated record.
GACAGUCAUUGCUUCACUCACGCCCUUCAAGGGCGUUCUUCCCAUCCUUUUAUCAGAGCUUUAUGUCUCUGGGAUGUUCUUCUAUGCGUGCCUCCUUCUCAUGACUCUCACAAAUAUCCUGGUCCCCUUAUGGGCGCACAUCACACUCGGUUUUCUCGUUUUUUUCCAAAACGGAUACGUCUCUACAGAAGAGCUGUACAUGGAUGAUGUUGAACUAUCUCAUACCAAUGUGCUGAAAACCAUCAAAGAUGCCAGUGCUGUAGAAAAACGCAGCCACGGUAGUGGAUACUUGUACGCUUUCAGUCCGUCCUUAUACCAGAUAAUCAUGGCCCCCAAUGCUCCUCUGCAUCACAUGCGGAACGUUUGUCUGCUACCUUUUGGCCCUGACAGUUUUACGUGGAACUGUGUAAGGGCAGGGAAUAUUGUGCAGUGUUAACGUAGCACGGCAAUGGAUCUCCGAGUCGUUUUGCAAUAGCGAUUUCUACUGCGCUACGCAGCCAAAGUGUGUUUGCGAGGCAUGUGGUUCGUCAUUUCAAGGUUUGAUCAGGGACUCGGAGAAAAUUACCCCGGCGUCACUGGAUCCUGCUGCGGGCACGAAGAAAGUACGAGAUCCGUGCUUGGAAUCUGGUAGCUAUCAUUGACUUGUGUCUCUGUCUGCUCCGUUCUCGGGUG